UAAACUUUAUUUAAAAUAUUACAUGGAAUAUAAAUACUAUAGUUAUAUAAAGAAUACCAACAGAAACUAGUCACCAAAUCAAAGAGAUGUCUGUGGAAUAAACAUGGCACAUGAAAAUUAAAGGUUAAGUUAAACAAAAUGACAAUAACAAUGGGCGAAUUUUACGUGCCCGGCGAAAUAAUCACCGACAUAAAAUCAGCAAAAGGGAUCACAAUAAUUGGACCAGGUUUGCGUAGAAACGGUGAACGGCCGAACACUUUGUGUGUUACACAGUCUGGGAAUUUGUGCUUUAAGACACCAAACGUAUACUGGAUUGAGGGCCACAGGCACAGAUAUAUACCAAAAAAAGGAGACUUGGUUGUAGGAAUAGUAACGAAAAAAUCAGGCGAUGCGCUCAAAGUAGACAUUGGAAGUGCUGAGUUCGCUUCAUUGUCCAUAUUGGCUUUCGAAGGAGCCACCAAGAAGCAAAAGCCAGAUGUACAAGUUGGAGAUGUGGUGUAUGCUAAAUUGUUAAACGCACACAGAGAAAUGGAGCCUGAAUUGAUAUGUAUUGAUUCAUAUUCUAAGGCCGGAAGGCUAGGAGUACUUUCAGCAGAUGGGUUCUUAUUAAAUAUUAGUCCACAUGAGGCUGUUCAAUUGUUGAACAUAGACAACCCCAUUUUGAGGACAUUGGGAAGAAAGUUAGUGUAUGAAAUUGCUGUUGGUGUCAAUGGAAAGGUGUGGAUCAAUGCCAGAAAAAUAAAGGAUGUAUUUAAUAUAAUUAAGGGAAUAGAAUUAGCUAGGAAUCAAAGUAUCAAGCAGAUUGAACGUUCAUGUAAUAAAAUCAAAUAAAUGAUAUUAUUUAAAAUACA
Molecule: messenger RNA, 851 nt
Organism: Aethina tumida (small hive beetle)
Lineage: Eukaryota; Metazoa; Arthropoda; Insecta; Coleoptera; Nitidulidae
Gene: Rrp40
Product: exosome complex component RRP40
Exons: 1
Coding region: 139-831 (230 amino acids)
Biological process (GO): poly(A)-dependent snoRNA 3'-end processing; nuclear polyadenylation-dependent rRNA catabolic process; U4 snRNA 3'-end processing
Cellular component (GO): nuclear exosome (RNase complex); cytoplasmic exosome (RNase complex)
Molecular function (GO): RNA binding
Source: RefSeq, a predicted model, not a curated record